GCCGCCGUCGGAGGACUCAGCCGCGGGUGGGAGCGGGCGGUGGGCGCGGGUGGGCGGGGAGCGGCCGCCACCCCCGCCCGCCCCCCUCUCCCCGCGGGCUGGGGGUGAUGGCGCCGAGCCCACCCCCCGGCCGCCCGGGGAGCGCCGUGGGCGAGCCCGGCUGUGCCGGGGGAAGUUGAAGGCUGGGCCCCCCGGCGGGCCGCUCCGCCGGCGGCGAGGGGGCGGGCGGCGCCGGGGGCCCGAGGAGGAGCCCGAGCAUCCCGGGCGGCGGGGAGAGCUGGCGAGCGGGCGGAGGGGCUUCAUGGGCGGCUCACGCCAACAUGGUCCUCGCCCUCAACGGCAGUCACCUCUACGGUAACCUCCGGCCCUCGGUCCUGGAGGACCCGCGGGCGCUGAGCGGCGGCAGGAUGAUCGCCGGCUCCUGGCCCCCGCGCAGCCUGGCCAAGCUUGGCCCGUCGCCCCCUCCGUCGGCGCUGCCCACGGCGAGCCCCCUCCCCGCCAACGACUCCCAGUGCGGGGAGCAGAUCCUCAGCUACGGCAACGUGGAGAAAGUUGUCAUCGGGGCCGUCCUCUCCCUCAUCACCCUGCUGACCAUCGCCGGCAACUGCCUGGUGGUCAUCUCCGUCUGCUUCGUGAAGAAGCUGCGGCAGCCCUCCAACUAUCUCAUCGUCUCGCUGGCCCUGGCCGACCUCUCGGUGGCCCUGGCCGUCAUGCCCUUCGUCAGCGUGACCGACCUCAUCGGCGGCGAGUGGAUCUUCGGGCGCCUCUUCUGCAACGUCUUCAUCGCCAUGGACGUCAUGUGCUGCACGGCCUCCAUCAUGACUCUCUGCGUGAUAAGUAUCGACAGGUACCUGGGAAUAACGAGACCUCUCACGUAUCCUGUAAGGCAGAAUGGGAAGUGUAUGGCCAAAAUGAUCCUGAGUGUAUGGCUCUUAUCUGCCUCUAUCACUAUACCCCCACUCUUCGGCUGGGCCCAAAAUGUAAAUGAUGAAAAGGUUUGUUUGAUCAGUCAAGACUUCGGCUACACCAUUUACUCCACAGCAGUUGCAUUUUAUAUUCCAAUGUCAGUGAUGCUCUUCAUGUACUAUCAGAUUUACAAAGCUGCCAAGAGGAGUGCUGCUAAACACAAGUUUGCUGGCUUUCCCCGGCUGGAAGAAAUGGAAGCAAUUUCUAUGAACGGAGUUGUAAAACUGCACAAGGAAUCUGAAGAAUGUACUAAUUUUUCACGACUCCUAAAGCAUGACAAGAAAAACAUUUCCAUCUUUAAAAGAGAACAGAAAGCUGCCACUACACUUGGGAUUAUUGUUGGGGCUUUCACCAUCUGCUGGCUGCCCUUCUUCCUCCUCUCAACCGCCAGGCCCUUCAUCUGUGGUACAGCAUGCAGCUGUAUCCCGCUGUGGGUUGAGAGAACAUUUCUAUGGUUGGGUUACGCAAACUCUCUCAUUAACCCUUUUAUAUAUGCCUUCUUCAAUCGGGACCUGAGGACAACUUAUCGCAACCUCCUGCAAUGCAGAUACAGGAACAUCAACCGGAAACUAUCAGCUGCAGGGAUGCACGAGGCUCUGAAGCUUGCAGAAAAGCCAGAAUUUGUUCUGAGAAGUUCUGAUUUCUCCAGGGAAAAAGAGUCAUGACCAAAUGUGCAUCAAAGCAGCCAGUAAAGGUCAAGCCAGAACUGGAGAAAGGAAAAUGAAGAAUUGGCUUCUGAAGAACCAGAUAGAUUGGUGAAAUGUACUUCAUCUUCUUUUGAUGGGAACAUGCUAAAAAUACUCAAUGAGCUCAAUAUAUUACGUUAAAUACAUUUCCACCGGAAGUAGUCACAUCUUGUUUGUUAUGAAGAAAUGUGCUGAUACAUACAAAUGAAAAUAGUUUUCUGCCUGAGAAAGCCAAAUCAUUUCAGCAAUAAACUUGGCAUAUGGGGAGGAGAAAAAUAGGCAACUAAAACUCAAAGGUGAAGCACUGUACAGAUUUCCAUCACAUUAAAUAAUGUAGAAGAGCAUUCAUUUAUGUUUAUCAUGCUUGUGGAUUGUAAUAUUGGUAUUAAUAUUCAGGGAUCAUCAGUGAUACCAAAUGUAUUUUGUUGUACUACAAAAAGAAGUUUUCGAGCCAAUGGUGGCUCGGGGAUGCUUUCAGGGCUCGUGUUAAAGAGAUGCUAUGCACCUGCAAUGGGAUUGAGAAAGGCAACAAUAAAAGACUGAUUUUUGUAAAAGCAUCCUGUUGUACUAAGUAAAUGUCUGUUUACUUGUUAACAUACACAUGCUUUGUUCUCCAUAACCUUUUAAAAAAGCUGCCAUCGAGUUACUGUCUGACAAAAGUUAAGAGACAGAAUUAGAGCGCACACCUGUUACAACACAGUUAAUUUACAGAUACGAUUGCUUUGCUUUAAUGUUUUAAUUUUCUUGACCUGCCAAUUUAUAAAAAACAAUUCUAUCUCAUUUUAACUCAAACAACUAUAAAAGGCUGGAGAAUUUCCAUAGCACUUUGCUUUUUGUCCUACUGCCUAGCCAGACUAGACUGAGAAAUACAUGUUAAUUUUUAAAAUGUGUUUAAGAACUGUUAUUUAUGCCAAUGUCUCGUUAUAACUAAAAUAAACCCCUUUGACUUGACAAAACUUAAAUAGGCAAGUGUUAAUGACCAUUUGUCCCGGGGAAAAUUGAUUCAAGAGAUCAUGCCUUUGAACACUUUUGGGUUUUUUGAGCUUAUUAUAUUCAUUUCUUCUCAGUUUCUAAACUAUACAUGGUUAAAAAAUCCACAAUGCAGCAGGGUAUAGCAUUCGUAAAUGCUAUCUUCUUUAAAUCUUUACAUCUUGAUGAGCACUUGCCUUAUUUCCAUAGCCAUAUGAUUUGUGCUAACUUGGUCUCCUACUUGCAGUUUAACCAAAAUGCUGCUGGUAAAUCGUCCACUGACUACACACACCAUUACAGCUUUGAUUUCCUGUGUUUAAAUUAACAUACAAGUUCACAAUAGUUAUCUAAAUAAGAAGCCAGGCAUCGACCAACACAAGACAACUCAUUACUUAUCAGCGAGAGAUGACUACAGAAUGCAAAUCAAUCCAUGCUAAGUCUAUGUAAAACCUAGGACGGAAAGCCUAGCCCAUUUUCUGCUCACUGUCUGACACCCUAAGCUGACGUCUGCAGUUAGGCAAGAGAGCACCAGGGUAGCGUAUUUUCAUUGUAUGAGGUCAGCAAGACUCUUUUCAGUAUUUCACUGAUAAAAAUAAUCACUGUGAACUCUGCAUUUGAAACAAAAUGAGUCUUAUAAUUUGCUUUAUUUCCCAAAGGCAAUGAGACAGCAACGCUUUUCACUGGGUUAGCUUUAAGUAUUUAAGAGGAAAUGGGACAAUUAUUGUCAAUGGGCAAUGGACCAGUUCUGGUUGGAUUACACGAGAAUAUAUUCAGGGAAACUCAUCUGAAGUUAAAAUUACACUGGCAAAUAAUACUAUAACUGGAUCUAAUGAGAAAGAGAGAUGAUAGAGUCAUAAAUGGACAAAAAACCCCAAAACAUUAAAAAGAAAAAAAAGUCUGUUUCUUCUUUUAAAAAACCCAAACCUUAAAAUAAAGGGCAGUAGUCAUACUCUGAAACUAAUUUUUAAGCUUUAUGGUCUCAUUUGCGUGUCCAUUAUACAAAGGCAAUGAAACAAUUUUACUUAGAUGAAUUAGAGUUUCACUUCCCUUGUUCAUGACAUUGUGUCAAAAACUUCACAAGUGAAAUGGAAAAAUUAUACAUCAUAUGAAUAAUUAAAGUGGUUUUUUUUAAAAAAAAAACAACCAAAAAAAUGCUACAGAUGAUACCUUUCUGUGAAAAUUCAUGGGAUUUUUUAAUACUGCUGUUGUAAGCUUAAGUGAAAAUUUAUGUUUUAGCAGAAAUAUAACCAAGGACAAGAGUCAAAAAGUGCUUUUACCUGUUAGGGAUCUACAGUUCUAGAUAGAUAUAUUUAUACAUAUAUAUAUAUAAAACACACAUCCAGUCCCUCAUAUUUUAGAAUGGUACUGCUUCAUGAAAAGAAGGCAACAAAUGUUAUUACCUAAUAAACAUUUGUUUCUUUUAAUAUCUAUUAGAUUCCCAGAAUCUUGCAGAAAUUAUGAGAAUAUUUUGGAAUAAGUUGCAGCAUCAUGGGUCUAUAAAGUUGCAGUUGUGCCUGAUUUUUUCCUGAAGAGUUUUUCAUCCAGGAGUUUUUGGACUUGUAAACAACACAAAGAACAUUGGGAACUACAGAAUACCAAUACUUCAUCAUACAAGAUGAAGCCCUUUUUUUUUUCUUACUGUAACCGUCAGGUCUGUCACCUCUCUCAAAGCAAUGCACAAACCCACACAAUAACUAGAAGAAUAACUCAAGGCUAAGUACAUAUUCAAGAGAUGCAUCAUAGUACAUAUUCAAGAGAUGCAUCAUAGCAAACAAUGUAUACAGUAUUUUAGACGAUUAGGGAAAAAGUGGGACUGAUCAAAAGAAGUCUAGAGAUUAGAUGGCCUGCUGGGACGAUGAAUUGAGCUUUCAAUAGUUUCUGUAGCCAGCAGCACAAAAGCUGCACACAGACCUGCCUUACACUGAGAUAACGCAAGUCCCGGGCUGUAGGCAUAAGACUAGCACAGUGAAUAAUGCCAGGAACAAGGCUCAGACUCUCAGUCUGAGAAGAUGCCAUUCUAGCUCCGUCACCAAACCUGUUCUGGGAUGUGACAGUGAGCAGCUUGCGUUUUCAAAGGGCUGCCUUAUGGUAGUUACCAUUGCAUUUAUCAAUUUUACUAAAUAAAAUUCAGUUCCCCAAAGUUUUGCAAACCCCUUGAUGUUUCACUAUGUGCCCCAGCCUGUCUUGUUCUCCAUAUGUAUUCUUGGGGUCAACAGACAUCCAAGGUAUUUGGUGGACCAGAACACUUUUAUUAUAUCUCUCCUGUUCUUCCCUCAUUAUCAUUUUUUUGUCCAGGUUCAUCUGUUCAUUACAAACCUAAAGCUUUUUGCCUAGCUGCCCUCUUAAUUCUAAUGUAAAGUUCUUACUAUAUAAGGUAGCUUUAUUCAUUUGACAAAGUGAUUAAUUCACUUCAGACCUGAGCAAAAACUAAAUACAAUGACAAAAGAAGAAAUUUUUUCUUAUUACCAGAAGAUGCACUGCUGGAAAAGUUGUGUGAAAGCACAAAAAAUCGUAUCUAUGUAUAAUAUGAAAACAGUCAGAUGUUCUUGAUAAUUAUAAUAGAUAAAAGUGAAUUUUAUGUAUUAUUUCAGUCAGACGGGACUUUUAAUAUGCAAAACUCACCAGAGGAUUGAGCUGAAACUCUAUAUAUUUUAAGUAAUUUAUUUUUCCUUGAUGAGAUCUAGUAAAAGUGUAAAGGUGGUUAACAUAAGAGACUACUUCCCACAAAUAGCUUACCAAGAAAUACAAAUACAAGGAAAUUAAGUUCUUCAAGUUGUAAGUGGCCUGCCCUGAAAAUGCUGAGUGUCUUUGGUUGCAAUAUGAGUCUUAUUUUUAAAACAAAGAAUUGUUGCCACUUGCAUUGUAAAUGAUUCCAAUUUAUAUAGCAGACCAAUUUAGUAAAAAAGGAAAUAGGGUUCUUCUGUAUUAGGUACUGAGCUAUAUUAUGCUUUUAAAAUGUGUAAGCCC
Molecule: messenger RNA, 5588 nt
Organism: Falco peregrinus (peregrine falcon)
Lineage: Eukaryota; Metazoa; Chordata; Aves; Falconiformes; Falconidae
Gene: HTR7
Product: 5-hydroxytryptamine receptor 7
Exons: 3
Coding region: 321-1631 (436 amino acids)
Biological process (GO): circadian rhythm; smooth muscle contraction; chemical synaptic transmission
Cellular component (GO): dendrite; plasma membrane
Molecular function (GO): neurotransmitter receptor activity; G protein-coupled serotonin receptor activity
Source: RefSeq, a predicted model, not a curated record